UCAAUUUACGUUUGACUUAAAGGAGACGCAACGAUGCUCAUAAAAUGGCUGCUCACCGGGGCCGAUCCAAUAUGUAGAAUUUCUACCGCUUUAAGAAAGCAAAAAAUGUGACGUUAUAGCGGUUUAUUUGGGAAACGUUUUAAGUGUAUAAUGACCGUACGUAUGUGUGUAACUUCUGGCGACGAAAUUAGCGCGUCAACAGAAAGCACCAUACUGUUGGCGUACAGGCCUCCUACGUCUCGAUGUCUUUAUACAACGAAAUGUGCGUUUUUAAAGUAAGCCUGAAUUAUUGACUUUCUCCGGAGUUAUAGACAGGCUAAAGUGUCUUCUCUGCGAUGGAAUACCGAUUGAAGUGAGGAUGUAAAUAAAGACAAAUAGCUAGUCAAAUACCAGGCCGCAAAUCACUCCUCGGCCCCCAGUGCACCUGUCACCCCAAGAAAGAGACGACAGGAGCGGCAACUUGACUUCACAAGCACGGGGGUUCCUGUGGAGAUAGACGAUGGAGGAGAUAAAGACUGAAAAUUCAGAUACUUUUGCUAAUGUUGAGGAAGUGAAGCUGGAAAAAUUAGUAGUGGAAGAACCUGAUGGUCCAACCAAGAGAGGGCGCCGGAAAAAGGACGAUAAAACCCCAAGAAUGCCAACAAAAAGAAAGAAGCCCCCAGUGCAGUAUGUUCGCUGCGAAAUAGAAGGCUGCGGCACCGUUCUGGCUAGCCCUCGCUACUUGAAGCAUCACAUCAAAUACCAGCACUUGCUGAAAAAGAAGUAUGUGUGCCCUCAUCCUAAUUGUGGAACGCUGUUCCGCCUCCAGAAGCAGCUACUUCGUCAUGCAAAACACCACACAGACCAGGGAGACUACGUCUGCGAGUUCUGCGCUCGUACCUUCAAGAGCUCCCAUAAUUUGGCUGUGCAUCGCAUGAUCCACACAGGAGAGAAGCCCCUCCAAUGUGAGAUCUGUGGGUUCACCUGUCGCCAGAAGGCCUCCCUCAACUGGCACAUGAAGAAGCACGAUGCCGAUGCCGCCUAUCAGUUUCCCUGCUCCAUUUGUGGCAAGAAGUUUGAGAAGAAGGAUUGUGUGGCAGCUCAUAAAGCCAAGAGUCACGCGGUGAUGCUCAUAGCCGAAGCGCUCGCAGACAACGCAGGGACCCUUAUUACAAAUCCUUCAUCCUUGCUGGAGCUGCCCAGAGAACCCGUGCAGCCAGAGGUGACCAGCAUGGAGAUGAACAAAGUGGGUCACGAGGACCAAGUACAACAAGUGGUAAUCAAGGAAGAACAUGCGGAACAUCAAGUGGCUCAGGAGUCCCAGCAAGAUCACCAGGUAGUUCUGGUGGGACAAGACCAGACCUUGCCAGUGACACCCACUCUUGUGCGGACAAGCAGCAGCAGUGACACCUUCAGCUCCAGAUUCCCAUCCAGUUCAUUCAGCAGCCCCAACAACUUAUCCUGACCCAGCACCAGGCCCGACCUCCUCGGUCCCGUAGGGCCCUAUGAUUUCCGUGUUCAAUUUAACAUGGCAUCUCGCCAAAAUUGACAUAAUGUGAAUUAAUUUUGUCAUUGUGAGGAGAAGAAACAUUCAACAUUAACAGCGACUUUAACUUGUUGAAAUGGUGAUAAACUUCGGCAAAGGUUGGUGAAAUCGUCUCUUAUAGGACAUAAAUGGAAACUAGCCGGGGUUAGCUUAGUUUAGCACGCUUGUGUGGUUGUGUGUGUGUGGACAACUCGAUGAGUAUAUUGUCACCAUGUUGUGUUUUACAGUUGCGCUAUUUUUGGACAGUCCCGCCCCACUAUUACACUGGACUAGUAUUUGAGAAACUCUACUUCCUUAAUCACCAGUUUGUGACAGUUUGUUGGAGAUUUAGUUGCAAUGUGUAUUGCAUCAAUUUGCAUCAAAUGUAAGGAAUUUUGCCUUUCAUUAGUGGACAUUUUAUACACUAACCCAAAAAAGAACAACCACUAGGCUGGUAAUAAGUGUAAAAUACAAAAAAACAGAAUUCUAAAAAAAAUUUAAAUGAAAAAAGACAACAAAAAACAGAAUUCUUAAAAAAAUUGAAACAAAAAAGAAAACAAAUAAAACUGAAUUCAUAGGGCCCCAGUCCCACAACACCUUAAAGGUACAUUAACCAGUAUUUAUGAAGAGAAUACAUUUAACGUAGUUGUCUAUUUUAGGGGAUAACCUUUUCAUGUAAACUAGGGAAAGAAUAAAGCAUACCACUGAAGCUCCUUUUACAUAUUACUAAUGUUUUAGUACAUUAAGUAUACUCGUCUGUAUCUGAUUGGUACUUAUUUGGCUCACUUAUCUGUGUUGUGCUUCCUUUCAAAUAAACAUUGGCCCAGGAAUUAGCUUGUUUCAUUGUCACUCCGAACCUCGUUGUUACUGAUAUUAGAUUUUUUUAUUUAUAGUAUAUUAGUGCAUCAAUGGCUUGAGCAAAUUUAUUUCAAUAAUUAUGUAACAAUUUUUUUUACCAUCAUUCAAGCAACAUCUUUCUGUUAUGACGGCAGAUGGAGUCACAAUAACAUCCCCAAAGAGUCUGCCGCUUCAAUAACUACUCCAACUCACUUAAUUUCAGCAGUUAAAAGCAUUAUGAAUAUGUAUUAUGUGACUCGGUCAAAUAAAGUCUGCCAGUGCUAAACCGCAA
Molecule: messenger RNA, 2633 nt
Organism: Doryrhamphus excisus (bluestripe pipefish)
Lineage: Eukaryota; Metazoa; Chordata; Actinopteri; Syngnathiformes; Syngnathidae
Product: E3 ubiquitin-protein ligase ZFP91-like
Biological process (GO): regulation of transcription by RNA polymerase II
Cellular component (GO): nucleus
Molecular function (GO): transcription coregulator activity
Source: RefSeq, a predicted model, not a curated record